CUUGGUAUUGUAUUAGUUUUAACAUGAGCAUCCCUUGCUUUAAAGAAGAUGAUGAAGCUUUCCGUUGAACUUCUUCUUCUUGCCUUUCCUUCACUCCUCUCAGCGAUGUUACUCUUCUUUCGCACUCUUUUCCAUGUUAGUCGCAGAGCUUCUUUUCGAGUAAUCUCUCUAUCUUCUAAUUCUUCGCAUCCGGAUUCCCUUUCUUUCAAUGUAUUUAAUCCCUCAUCAUCUUUAACAUCCAUAAAUGCUUAUCGCAUUUCUCGUCCUUUUUUCUGGUUCACUAGCUUUCUUUGUAUAUUUCGCCUCCCUUUUGUUAGUUAUUCGAAUGCAAAUAAUUCUAUUGAAUUUUUAGACAUUGGUUCCCUUCGUAAAAUCAUACAACAAGAUCUCUGGAAUGAUCCUAAGAUUGUUGUUUUAUUUGAUUCAGCACUAGCUCCCAUUUGGGUCUCUAGGAUUUUAGUUGGAUUGAAAGAAGAUCCCAAAUUAGCUCUUAAGUUCUUCAAAUGGGCUGGAAGCCAGGUUGGGUUUCGCCAUACCACCGAGUCUUACUGCAUUAUAGUUCACUUGGUGUUUCGUGCGAGAAUGUAUACAGAUGCUCAUGAUACUGUUAAAGAAGUGAUUAUGAAGAACCGCAUCGACAUGGGUUUUCCAGUUUGUAAUAUAUUUGAUAUGUUAUGGUCGACUAGGAAUAUUUGUGUGUCAGGAUCAGGGGUCUUUGACGUUUUAUUUAGUGUUUUCGUAGAGUUGGGUCUGCUUGAGGAAGCUAACGAAUGUUUCUCUAGAAUGAGGAACUUCAGAACUCUUCCCAAAGCACGCUCUUGCAAUUUUCUUUUGCAUAGAUUAUCAAAGUCAGGUAAUGGCCAGUUGGUGAGGAAGUUUUUCAAUGACAUGAUUGGAGCUGGGAUUGCUCCUUCAGUUUUUACCUACAAUGUAAUGAUAGAUUACUUGUGCAAAGAAGGGGAUUUGGAAAAUGCUAGACGUUUGUUUGUGCAGAUGAGGGAGAUGGGCCUUUCUCCAGAUGUUGUCACAUAUAAUUCUUUGAUUGAUGGCUAUGGCAAGGUUGGUUCAUUAGAAGAAGCUGUGUCUUUUUUUAAUGAAAUGAAGGAUGUAGGUUGUGUUCCUGAUAUAAUUACCUAUAAUGGGUUAAUCAACUGUUAUUGCAAGUUUGAGAAGAUGCCUCGAGCUUUUGAGUAUUUCUCUGAGAUGAAGAACAAUGGGUUAAAACCAAAUGUUGUAACCUACAGCACAUUGAUUGAUGCAUUUUGCAAGGAGGGAAUGAUGCAAGGUGCCGUCAAACUUUUUGUUGAUAUGAAAAGGGCUGGUCUUUUACCUAAUGAAUUCACUUACACUUCUCUGAUUGAUGCCAAUUGUAAGGCAGGUAAUUUAACAGAAGCAUGGAAGUUGUUGAACGAUAUGUUGCAAGCAGGAGUUAAAUUAAAUAUAGUCACUUAUACUGCUCUAGUGGAUGGCCUUUGUGAAGAUGGAAGAAUGAUAGAAGCAGAAGAAGUAUUUAGAUCUAUGCUGAAAGAUGGAAUAUCUCCCAACCAGCAGGUUUACACUGCAUUGGUUCAUGGCUAUAUCAAGGCUGAGAGAAUGGAGGAUGCAAUGAAAAUAUUGAAGCAAAUGAAAGAAUGUAACAUCAAACCGGAUUUAAUACUCUAUGGCAGCGUUAUUUGGGGUCUCUGUAGUCAAAGCAAACUUGAAGAAACUAAACUUAUUCUUAAAGAAAUGAAAAGUCGGGGUAUUAGUGCAAAUCCUGUUAUAUACACGACAAUUAUAGAUGCUUAUUUUAAGGCUGGAAAAAGCUCUGAUGCAAUAAAUCUUUUUCAGGAGAUGCAGGAUGUAGGUGUUGAGGCUACUGUAGUAACAUACUGUGUACUAAUUGAUGGUUUGUGCAAAGCUGGUAUCGUUGAACUGGCAGUUGAUUAUUUUUGUAGAAUGUUCAGUCUUGGUUUACAACCUAAUGUUGCAGUUUAUACUUCCCUCAUUGAUGGUCUUAGUAAAACCAAUUGCAUUAAAUCCGCCAAUAAGUUGUUUGAUGAAAUGCAAUGUAGGGGUAUGACCCCAGAUAUAACAGCUUUCACUGCUCUAAUUGAUGGAAACUUGAAGCAUGGAAAUCUUCAGGAAGCUUUGGUUUUUAUUAGCAGGAUGACAGAAUUAGCUAUUGAGUUUGAUUUGCAUUUUUAUACUUCCUUGGUUGCGGGAUUUUCAAAAUGUGGUGAGCUGCGUCAAGCAAGGAAGUUUUUUAAUGAGAUGAUUAAGAAGGGCAUACUUCCCGAGGAGGUUUUAUGUAUCUGUCUACUGAGAGAGUAUUGCAAGCGUGGACAGUUGGAUGAAGCCAUUGAAUUGAAGAAUGAAAUGCAAGGGAUGGGUUUAAUUACAGAAAGUGCAGCCAUGCAGUUCCCAGUCUAAAAACUUGAAGAGGAGAUCCAAUCCGAUCAUCUUUGUUUUUCUGGAAGCUGAGUUUGUAUUCUAGUUGCAAGCUUAUGUGAUAUUUAGUCAGAACUCAGAGUUAUGAUGACUCGAGCAACCCACCAUUCAAAUGGGUUCCCUGUUUGAUGGGAAGGCAGGCCAUGUGUGAUACAUCGGACAUCGAUUUUGUAAGCUCUUCCUCUUAUACAAAAUUUUCCGUUUGAUAAGGUCCAAAGAGGAUUCCAGUGGCACGGUAUAUGGAUUUCCAUGGAAUGGAAUCAUUCUACUUAAAAUUCCUAUCUGUUAUUUUGCUGAUGGAAGCAUAUUCAUUUAAGUUUGACGCUCAGCAUGGCUUACUAUGAGCAAGGUGUUAACUUGACUCUUUCAUGCUUGUUUAUAUUUGAAAUUUGAUGUUCAGCACCGUGAGCAUAUGGUCACCUAUGGAAUGGGUGAAAUUAUUAAGAAAAGCUGCCUCUCCUCAUGGGACUGGAGGUUCUGACAGGAUCCAAUUUUUAUCUGCUGUUCUUUCUUUCCCUGCGGGGGUGGUCUAUUCUUUCCUCCAUUGAGGACUGGACUGUAGGUUCUUAUGGAGAUUAUUUAAAAUCUUAAACCUGAUCCUACAGAAACUCUCUGAAAUGCAUCCUUGGUUCUUUCCAAUUGUUCGUGAGCAUUUUCUUAUUUGGAGUUCUCAUGAGUGGUUAUGAUUUUUGCCAACAAAUCUUCCUAGUGUGGCAAAAUUCCUAUGAAACUCAACGUUCCUCUGAUGAUCUCCUAUUCUCAAUUCUACGUAUACACCAAGUCCACCAAUGACGUGAUUCGAAGGAGGAAACCUCAGUUAUCUUCUUCCUUAAAUGUAUGGCGAUUACCACUCCAGUGAAGCCACCGAUCAUUUUCAUUGGUUACCUGUUUGCUCACAGAUGCAGGACCUCUCUCUUCCCUUGUUUGGUUCUUUAGAUUGGUUGGCUAUGAGCAUGAACGUAAGUGGGGUAGGUCUUUGGUCAACUCUUUGAAACUUACAUGUCAACACGGGAUAAAAUUGAAAAGCAAAACUACAACAAAAUCUUUAACCAAACAGACAAAGUCAAUGAACCAAAAUCCCCAUCUGAAAUCGACAACCUAACUUAAGGGUUCGGGCUAGACAAUCAAAUCUAUAAAACAUUUCACAGAUUCAGAAUUGAAGUAUUUCCGGUAUUGAAACUGUACAGAAUUGAAUAGAUUUGACACGAGUACCAUGGGGCCUUAGUCUGUGAUUGGGUGGAUUAUUGUACAGCCUUUCAUCCGUUGGACCAUCAGAAAAAUACGAAGGUCUUUCAAGUCUGUGUAGGGGGAUUCUUGUAUAUGAUUAUAGGACCCCUUUUGGUAACGGUAAUAUUCUUGUAUCCUGUUGUAGUUGGAAUUCUAUUGAAUUUUUAUAGCCAUUCUACUACUAAUAUGGUUAGCAACUGGACAAACUUUUUUAAUUCCUAGUUGAUUGGGUGGCAUGAAAGAUGCUUUUAUCUCCUCCUCCUUCUUACUUGAGUGAAAACUCGGUGGCUUUUUUUCCCUUUGAAUGAUAGUUUCCUUCAUGAAUAAGUGGACGCGUCUCUGUGGUGGUUGAUUUGGGGGAGAGCUUAUUUUGGCACAUCAAUUGUAGAAGGCAUUCGUGUUGAUGGCUGCCAUAUUGGUGUUGGAAGGAGCAGGAAGCUGCAAGCUGCACAAUAAAGAUGUGGCAGAAUGAAACCUAUUAAGGUUAGGUGAUAUGCAUUGAUUCUCUAUGUUAAAAAAUCUCCACAUUCCACAUGAUUUUAAGAAAAAAUCAGAAGGGAAGCAUGGAGAAUAGUGUUACUUUCCCUAAAACUGUAAACAAGAAACAUGAAGGUUCCAACAUAAGUAACACUUGUAUAAUGUGUUGUUUAUCGACUGCAUAAAUCCCUAAACCAAAUAACUUCAAUUUUAGAAAAAUUGCCGCUGCUA
Messenger RNA from Cucumis melo (muskmelon), 4365 nucleotides. Its product is annotated as putative pentatricopeptide repeat-containing protein At2g02150. The record is from RefSeq and is a predicted model, not a curated record. The transcript is spliced from 3 exons. NCBI's taxonomy places the organism in Eukaryota, Viridiplantae, Streptophyta, Magnoliopsida, Cucurbitales, Cucurbitaceae. Gene Ontology annotation, molecular function: protein binding. Bases 49 to 2412 code for a protein of 787 amino acids.